AUUCGCUAUUAUUGUCGGAAAGAGAUCUAUUUGUGCAUUUAGUUCAGAACGAUGAUAUAGCUUAACGUUUGAAUCAGAUCGAACUUUUGCCGCGCAGCACGACUAGCGUUAACGUUUCACAACCGUCAUGCCACAGUCGCGUAUGAAUCAUGCCUAAGGACACGAACCCGGUCUCAUAACAAGUCAAAUUAAGCACACACGCAAACUACAUAGUUCCAUAUCUCGAUAAUUCGACCUGGUUUAUAACAUCUGAACACGUCCUUUGUCAUCGCCAGAAGAGAUAGGCAAUAUAACAAUACAGGAAUACAGCCUAACAUAGGGAUCAGUGUUUUCAUGGUGUUUUAAAGACCCUGACACACUUUGAACCCAUUAACUAUAGACUUUGAGUUUAUAGUCGACAAGAUGGCUUAAAGAGCGCCAAUAAUAUCACCUAGUACGGAAAGAUUUAUUGGCUUUAAAGAUUUAAAUUUGGUUAACGGAAUUGACGAUGACACUUGGGAAAUGAUAAUGAUGAAUAUGAAUCUUAUGCCCAAGUAUUUGCGUGAUUUUAUAACAGUUUUGGGCGGAAUACAUACAGCAUUUAGUACAAAAGUAUUACCCGAGACAUUAAUAAAUGCCUCAAGGUCUCGAAGAAAAAUUGUUUAAAUUUCGUCAGACUACUUCAGAGUGUUAUGUGAAUAGCCCACGGCGAACUCUGUGAGUCAAUUAUAAUUUGUGCGUGCCAAUAUUUGAAUUAAUUAUUUUUUUUUGGUAAAAAUUUUGAGAUGCAAUAAUCUUUAUCUUCAAAACAUCUGGUUGUCUAUUUCAUGUGUUCGGGAAAUAGUCUUUUUAGUGAGAACUGGUUUUGCCGGCCUCUUUCAUCAAAAACAAAGUAAUAAAAGACGGGUCGGCAGAAAUGAACGAAUAUGUUUUGGAAAAGAAAUGUAUGCAAUGAAAAAAUUGAACCUCAAAAAACACGCAAAAACUGAGUAAAAAGAAAGAUGAAAAUGGAAAUGGAAAGGAAAAAAAUGAAACACACGAAAUUAUAAUAUGAAUUUACUGAAAGAUUAAGUCAUUUGCAUUUGAAAUAGACAAGCUGUAUAUCUGAUAACAUUUCUAAAUAUAACUAUUCAAUAAGACUUAUGAAUUUUCAACUUUUUUCGUGUUUAAACAACAAGCGUGCUGCUCAAAUACUAGAACCCUUACUUUGCUCAUUUAAAAUUGACUGUCUUUCCCAGCUAUGUGUGUGAAUAUGCACGACUGAGACGCUUGCUUAUCAUACACAUGGUUUGUAUUGAAUCGCGAUGGGUAUCUAUACGCAAAGGUGUGCUAAGUACGUGGUUUUAUUACAAACCAAAAGAUAAAUUAGCUUUUAUAAGAGACUCGAUCAACUUGCUAGGUUAUUAGUGGUUUUACUACUCAAAUGACGUGGUACAAUAUAUGAAAACGAAUCUUUUACAAGAAAGCGAUCAAGAUCAGAAUCAAGAUACAUCAUAGAAAACAGCGAGUAGUUCUUCUAGAGCGCAGUAUCAGAGCUGUUGUUUUUUCUAGCUUUUCUCUCUGGUAACUGAAUGGUGGUUUUGUGGUCUACUGUAGGAAACAUUAAAAACCUGAAGUGAUUUAGAUGAAAGAGAAAGCAACAACAAACACACUAUUGGAAAGAAAGACAGCGAAAACAGAAUGAACGCGUCCAACGUGAGYGCCACUCUUCCUGGAGCGCCAUUGGAACUCACAGCAAACAAUAUCAUUGCUGCUGUUUUUGUUUCUCUUUUAAUUCUAGCAACUUUAGUCGGCAAUGGYCUUGUUUUUAUCAGUUUCUACAUGUUCACMGACCUCAGGACGAUCUGYAAUUAUUUCAUAUUGAGUCUAAGCUUGGCCGACAUACUUGUAGCCCUCCUAGCCAUGCCAUUUUGGCUGCAACUUCAACUAACGAACAACAAAUGGCUAUUAUCUCCUGGACUGAAACUGUUUUGGGACUGUGUGGAUAUUYUAUGCGGGACAGCGUCUAUAAUGAAUCUAACRGCGGUCAGCUUUGACCGUAUGAUGGCAAUUACAGCGCCGUUUGCCUAUCCUAAGACUAUUACAUCAAAGAGGGCUUUAGCUGUCAUCGGCGGUGUAUGGGUCUACGCUCUAGCCGUYGCGGGUGCGCGAAUCAAUAUCAUGAUUUGGCCGGGUAGAAGYUUUCUCAUAUUCGUAUCCAUCGUUACSUUUYUAYUGCCGUUUUCCGUCGUAAUCGUCAUGUACGCGAUCAUAUUUUUUGUCGUACGUACACAAGUAAAGAGAAUCGGGAAGAACCACGCGAAUGAGAUGAAAGCUGCUAAGACUAUAGCAGUUGUAAUCGGAGGUUUCYUAGUGUGUUGGUUGCCAUUUUUCGUCAUAGUCGUAGGACAUGCGUACAGUAAAAACUUCAAGCCKCCGUACGCGCUCUUUAACGURAUUAAAUGGCUAKCGUACUUUAAUUCGUGCUUGAACCCUUUGAUWUAUACGUGYAUGAACCGUACGUACAGACGCGCGUUUAAAAGACUUUUUACGCGCUGUUGGAUUAGGCUCGACCCUUCGGGAGAAAGACGCGCGAAGUUAAACCAUUUUCUCAGUCAGGGUCAUACUGGAGCUCUCUUAACGACUACUGUUUGUGAACAGCAACGUAGCAGAAGCAGYAAUCUACAGGAACUUGACGCAUUUGACAGACUCUAGGAACACUAUGGACUCUCCCAAAAUACGAUUUACGUAGAUUACCUUACGUAAACAUGCGUAUACGUACGUACUUCCUGAUAAAAUACGUGCCUGCGGUAAAGAACUUAUAGCUAUGGGAAUUAUAAGAGUAGACUAUGGACUYUCUCAAAAUAUGGUCUACGUGGAUCACCCUUCGUACACGUGCGUAUACGUACGUACUUCCUAAUAAAUUACGUGCCUGCAAAGAACUUAUAGCUGUGGGAAUAAGAAGCGUUAGUUGGCUUCAAAUAAUUGAAUACGGAUUAUCCCGAUGCGGCACACUGCGUUUACGUUCGACCUGAUAAAAAUACGCAACAAUAUAGAGCUCAUAGCUAUCCAAGGGAAGAAGAAACGUAAUUAAAACACAGGUUUUAAUGAAAUGAUGAGAACGAUAUACAACCGGAAAAAAAAAUUCAAGUAGAGACGUUUUAUAUAAGGAAAUCGGCUUAGAUCAGAGAAGAUUACGAAGAUUACGAGAGUAAAACGUUUCCACAAAGACUGUAGUUUGAUUAACUACAGCUAUGACAAAUAUUCCUAAAAACGUACCAAAAAUAACCUGAAUGAAAGACAACUUAGUSAGACUAUGUCAACAGGCGAAAUUAGAGGAAAAGAAAGACUUACAGUCACUUAUAUCAAAGCUCAACACAUAGAAGUGGUCUCCUUUUAAGGAACUACAAUGCUAUGGAUCAAGUAGAUAUAGGUUCAAGAAUUACAAAAUUCAURGCGUGAUAUUGUAGGCAUGUUUUGUUAUCUUAUGGAGAACAAACAGAGCGAAUUUCUUGAGUACACAGAUGGUUUUGAGUGUUAAUACCGUGUGAAAUUCGUUCUUGACCCUACGCAUGCAGACGAGACAAUCCAAGUGUUAUAAGCACAUAAAAAAAAWUUAACCACUUCAAGUCUUGGCACUCAAAACGUGAAUAUAGUCCGGGUUAACGAUAUUGCUUCACAAUGGCGUCGAGUGCAAGCACAGCAGUCAAUUACUUAUCAGAUAAAAAGGCUUAAAUUAAAUUACACUUGAUUAUGGAGUUUGCCAUAAGCUUCCGAAAAAAUCCUCGUCAAUAAUCCCGAUGUAAAUGACGUCCCAGCUGAUAUAUGACCAUGAAAGGGAACCGGCUAUUCUGAAAGUAAAGAUUAAAUGUGGAAAAAAACAUUAAAAAGAAMUAUCGCAUUAGAUUUGGAUAUCACAAGAAAAGACCAAGAAACUGAUAAAUUGAACUAAAGACCAUUGCAAAAACUUAAAAAUAUUCGCAAGCAAAACGCAGAACUUGGCUGCUUAAGUGUUGUAUAAGUAACCGUGGCAACCUACGAUGUUAUCAUAAUCCAGCACGUUUCAUACAGAGAGUCAGAGGGGGGUGGGGUGGGGGUGAAUUCCCCCCUUCCUUUAUAAUGAUAAAUUUAUGGAAAAACUAUAAACAURUGCCAUUUUCUGCGGAUUUAUAUAAUAUUAGUGUGAACUGACGUUAGACUAUCGCACCUUGGYAGUCACUAAUUUCAUUGUUUAAGAUUUAGCCUCACAUAAAGCAAUCUGAGAGGGUGGGUGUGGGGAAUUUUUCCUCCCUCCCAUUCAUCAGAAUAGCUACGGUUCAUUACGUAUCAUUACGUUUGAGUUCUAAAAUAUUACCAUUCACGCAAUCACGCCACUACGCCGUGUGGGAUAGCCUCGGCAAUCAUACAUAUUUCAUACCAGAGCAUGCGCAAUAGGUAAAUUUUAGUCUUACUAAGAAGGACUGCAAACGGUCGCCUUCUAAAUAAAAAAGCAGGAAAAAAUUCAGCUGUGKAAAUAGUUGGUUAAGAUGACUGAUCCUCUUUUAAAGAAAAAGGAUUAUAAUUAUUACAUUGUAGGACGCUAAGCUUAUAUGAACAAGAAAAUAAUACUAAUACAAGAUAAUAAUAAUACUUUUUUUUCGAAUCAAUAAAGUAUUAUUAUYAAAGAAUUAUUAUUAGAAAUGGCAUUUACAUAAAAAUCCGAGAUCGACAGAACGUAUAUAAUAAAUUACAUGAAGAUACCGCCAUGCAUAUACAAUAUAUAAAAGACUAGAAAAUGAACAAAAUACUAGUCUAAUACUGAUUACUGAUAAAUAAAAUAUUUGGAUAUAGUCGUGUAUAUAAAAUAAAUAUAUGCAUAGCAUCUUGCGCAUAUAUAAAAUAUUAGGAUGAUAUCGUGCAUAUAUAAAAUAAGACUUUAAAAUAUCAUGUCAAUAACAAAUAACAGUCUGACAUAUAAAGAAAAUAUUUGGAUAGCUAUCGUGUACAUAAAACAGUAUAAAGACAUGUAAAUAACAAAUAAUUGGAUAUUUGCGCACAAAUAUUUCAUGUCCAAAAAAAUUAGUAUAAUACGAUUCAUAUCCAUUGUAUAAGUUAAGAAAUAWAACAUCUUACUUGCAUUGAAGAAUUUGAGAGACUACUUGGAUUUAAGAUGGAUGAAUGGGAAAUUGAAUGAGAGGAGGGGUGGAAUAAAUGAAGGCUGGGAUGAUUAAUGACAGGGUAGAUGAUUUAAUGGUGGAAUGAAGAAAACAAGUUGAACGAGAGAGGCAGAAGAGCUUUCA
Molecule: messenger RNA, 5237 nt
Organism: Exaiptasia diaphana
Lineage: Eukaryota; Metazoa; Cnidaria; Anthozoa; Actiniaria; Aiptasiidae
Product: 5-hydroxytryptamine receptor 1-like
Exons: 2
Coding region: 1660-2673 (337 amino acids)
Biological process (GO): G protein-coupled receptor signaling pathway
Cellular component (GO): membrane
Molecular function (GO): G protein-coupled receptor activity
Source: RefSeq, a predicted model, not a curated record